Molecule: messenger RNA, 2324 nt
Organism: Galeopterus variegatus (Sunda flying lemur)
Lineage: Eukaryota; Metazoa; Chordata; Mammalia; Dermoptera; Cynocephalidae
Gene: ANGPTL2
Product: angiopoietin-like 2
Exons: 5
Coding region: 546-2027 (493 amino acids)
Source: RefSeq, a predicted model, not a curated record
GGCUGAGGGGAGGCCCGGAGCCUUUCUGGGGCCUGGGGGAUCCUCUUGCACUGGUGGGUGGAGAGAAGUGCCUGCAGCCAACCAGGGUCAGGCUGUGCUCACAGUUUCCUCUGGCGGCAUGUAAAGGCUCCACAAAGGAGUUGGGAGUUCAAAUGAGGCUGCUGCAGACGGCCUGAGGAUGGACCAGAAGCCCUGAGCCGUGCUGCCCGAGUCCCCGGACCUGCAGAGCUUGACACUGAUGCAGCUGCCCGCCCUGGCUAUGAGGGAAAGCAGAUUGUGAGCAGCCCAGCAGGACCCCCACCCAGCCCUUGCCCCAUCCCCGACUGGAGCCCUGCUGUGGAGGCAGAGCCAGCGAGGCCAGUGAAGCAGGGCUGCUUGGCAGCAGGUCUGGCCUGUGACUUGGGGACCCCUCCUGGAGGCCAUGGACAGGCUGUACUGCUGAUGGCCAAGGUGAAGUAUGUGAGGAGCUGCCCUGGGAACCAAGCAGGAGGAAGAGGCUUUCAUAGAUUCUAUUCAUAAAGAAUAGCCACCAUUUUGCAAGGACCAUGAGGCCACUGUGCGUGACGUGCUGGUGGCUGGGACUGCUGGCUGCCAUGGGAGCUGCUGCAGGCCAGGAGGAUGGUUUUGAGGGCACCGAGGAGGGUUCGCCAAGAGAGUUCAUUUACCUAAACAGGUACAAGCGGGCGAGCGAGUCUGCGGACAAGUGCACCUACACCUUCAUCGUACCCCAGCAACGGGUCACAGGUGCCAUCUGUGUCAACUCCAAGGAACCCGAGGUGCUCCUAGAGAACCGAGUGCACAAGCAGGAGCUGGAGCUGCUCAACAAUGAGUUGCUCAAGCAGAAGCGGCAGAUUGAGACGCUUCAGCAGCUGGUGGAGGUGGAUGGUGGCAUUGUGAGCGAGGUGAAGCUGCUGCGCAAGGAGAGCCGCAACAUGAACUCGCGGGUCACACAGCUCUACAUGCAGCUCCUGCAUGAGAUCAUCCGCAAGCGGGACAACGCGCUGGAACUCUCCCAGUUGGAGAACAGGAUCCUUAACCAGACGGCCGACAUGCUGCAGCUGGCCAGCAAGUACAAGGACCUGGAGCACAAGUACCAGCACCUGGCCACGCUGGCCCACAACCAAUCAGAGAUCAUCGCGCAGCUUGAGGAGCACUGCCAGCGGGUGCCUGCCGCCAGGCCUGUCCCCCAGCCGCCCCCUGCCUCCCCGCCCCGGGUCUACCAGCCACCCACCUAUAACCGCAUCAUCAACCAGAUCUCCACCAAUGAGAUCCAGAGUGACCAGAACUUGAAGGUGCUGCCACCACCUCUGCCCACUAUGCCUACCCUCACCAGCCUCCCAUCCUCCACAGACAAGCCAUCGGGCCCGUGGAGAGACUGCCUGCAGGCCCUGGAGGAUGGCCAUGAUACCAGCUCCAUCUACCUGGUGAAGCCAGAGAACACCAACCGCCUCAUGCAAGUGUGGUGCGACCAAAGACAUGACCCCGGUGGCUGGACUGUCAUCCAGAGGCGCCUGGAUGGCUCUGUCAACUUCUUCAGGAACUGGGAGACAUACAAGCAAGGGUUUGGCAACAUUGAUGGUGAGUACUGGCUGGGCCUGGAAAACAUUUACUGGCUGACAAACCAAGGCAACUACAAACUGCUGGUGACCAUGGAGGACUGGUCUGGCCGCAAGGUCUUUGCAGAAUAUGCCAGUUUCCGCCUGGAGCCUGAGAGCGAAUAUUACAAGCUGCGGCUGGGGCGCUACCAUGGCAAUGCAGGCGACUCUUUCACCUGGCACAAUGGCAAGCAGUUCACCACCCUGGACAGAGACCAUGAUGUCUACACAGGAAACUGUGCCCACUACCAGAAGGGAGGCUGGUGGUAUAAUGCCUGCGCCCACUCCAACCUCAAUGGGGUCUGGUACCGAGGGGGCCAUUACCGGAGCCGCUACCAGGAUGGAGUCUACUGGGCUGAAUUCCGAGGAGGCUCCUACUCACUUAAGAAAGUGGUGAUGAUGAUCCGGCCCAACCCCAACACCUUCCACUAAGCCAGCUCCCCCUCCUGACCUCUUGUGGCCAUGGCCAAGAACCCACCCGGCCAUACUGGUCCAGCACAAUCAUCGCCAGUUCAUCUUGGGGCUGGGAGGACAGGGAUGCUGGAUUCUGUUUUCCCAGGUCACCGAGGCAGAUAAUGGAACUGAACUGAUAGGGUUUUCUGUUCCUCCUACUUUUCUUCAUACCAGACAGCCCCUUGUGUUUCCAGGACAGGACUGAAGAUAACUCUUUCUUUUUCAGUAAAUAAAGUCUCAACAAUAAAAACACACCUGCAAAAUACCUUCAUAAUA